Messenger RNA from Hepatospora eriocheir, 432 nucleotides. NCBI's taxonomy places the organism in Eukaryota, Fungi, Microsporidia, Hepatosporidae. The record is from the annotation of a GenBank genome assembly.
AUGUACGUUUUUUUAAACAUUUUAAAUGUAUGCGCUUCUUAUACAUUGAUCUUUUAUACUAACAAUUUACAAUCAUUUGAUUUUAAUUUUUCUGAAAAGAGUAAUUUAAAACCUUCAUUAGGAAAAUAUGCGAAAAAUUUUGCUGAAGAAACUGGAUUAUAUAAUUCAGAUUCUUCUGAUUUUAAUUUUGGUUUAAACAUUAAUUCUGAUUCUGGUUCAAAUUCGGAUUCUAAUUCAUUUUUUUCAAAUUCAGAUUCAAAUAUUAUUUCAAGACAAUUUAAUAGAUUUAGAAAAUCACAUGUUAGACCAAGUAGUAGUGUUGAUUUUAAUCAACCAAGAAAGAAAAAAUCUUCACACUCAUCAAAGAUUCAUAAUCAUAAGUUAAAUAAUGAUAGAAAACAUAGACAUUCACAGCAUUAUUUAGUUGAUUAA